GGCAUCCAAAACAAUAAGGUGCACUUGCUGGGCGACCAAUGAGCGAUGCCACCUGUCUAGGAACGAUAUUGAGGAGGAAAAAAAAGGCAGCGAUUAAGGAAGAAAGAAAGGGCGAUGCCUGUUGCCUUUCCCACGAAGGCUUAACCCACACACGCAAUCCUCUCUGUCGUUUCUUCCCUGCCGAUUUGCCGCCGCCUCCGCCUCCGCCAAAUCCACAUCGCCGACGUGCCCCGUUGCCGGAACGAGACAGGGGGGGUGGGAGCCGAACGAGGGCAGCGCGGCUUUCCGUGGCCGCGAUGGGCGGAGGGCGAGGGCGAGAUGGGAGGCGGGACGAGGGCGGCAUGGCGUUCCGUGGCCGCGGUGGCCGGUGGGAGAGGGAGAGAGGGGAGGCCGGACGAGGGAAGCGUGGUGUUUCGUGGCCAGAGUUCGCCAGGAGAGGGUCCAGGCUGCUCUGCGAGGUUCUUCUCCGGCGACGACGCGACAGAGUUUCGCUAUCAACAAGCUCCUCUCACACCCAUCUUCUUCUCCCCUUGGUUCGGUUCGAUUCAAUUUGGAUGCUGCGUUGCUAUUACUCGCACAAGUCUGAUUUGUUUUCUCACGCAGGUCGUCAACGCCUGUAGCUGGCUGCGACCAAGCAUGGGCCGGCUACCUCUAGAUGGGCACGGGCUGCUCCACGCACGGACGGCAAGCACGGCGACCAUGGCCAAGGAGGAGGGCAUGAUGUGGGAUUUGAGGGAGCGUAUGAAGAGCAAAAUGAUGAAAUCCAUCAGGUCUCUGCUAUGUAAGCUGGAAGCUGGCAUCUUAAUGUUUGUUAUCCCCAUCCUUCUUGGACACCUGGAAACUCAUGGGUGAAUCGUCAGUACAUCAGGAUUUAGAUUGCUGACCCAACCUUCUCCUCUCGGAUCCAUGCUCUUGGAUACAUGAGUACUGAUGUUUGGACCACCUAUUAAAGAUUUAGGUGAUGUGUUAAGGUAUGCUUUGUCCACACACCAGAAAACUGGGGAUGUCACCGAAAAUCUCAAGAAUUAUAUGUUAAGAAGCAGAGUUAUGCGAGCACCAUUGGUUUGUGCAAGCGUUGCCGCCUCAACCGGCCGGUCCAAGCUCCAACCCACCAGCAAGACGUUAUGAUUUCGUUUGACUCCUGCACCAAGAGGCCGGAUGAAACCCACCACCAACACAACGCUGUUUCACCUGUCGAGCCCAUUUUUAAUUGCCGCAGAUCUGACCAGGUACCAUGAUUUCUCUCCUCUAUAAGCAUCACCUCUUUCAAACUUACCAAAUCCGCAUAUUUAGUUCCACAGAUCUAAUUCAUACUGCACACUUUUGAAGUAUCCUAUACAGUGUGUAUGUAAAUGAGGCUAGAGGUAUAUAUCCUACCGUGAACUAAGAAUCUAUGGUAAAAAUACACGCUCAUGGUACUGCAGGUUCUUGUAGUCUACUUGAAAUGUUUGUCAUAAUCUGAUUUCGUUUCGAAUGUUUAUGUGUUGCUUUUCUCCAAUUCCUCAACUGGUAUUGUGCGAUUAGUUCAAGAGUCAUCUCAUGAACAUAAUAGCAGCACCAGUAAGAUGUGCUUGAGAGGUUCUUACAACCCCUGUACACCAGCUACUUUUUUAUUUUUAUUGGGUAAUGGACAAAACUUUGGCCAGAUGAUGUUUGUAACCAGUUAAUUUGUUGGGUACUUUACAUGGCAUUUUUCUAUUAAUAUAUGUUCUUGUUGCAAUUUCUGAAACCAAGCUCAAAUAAUCUUAAAUGAGUGCAAGUUGGGAAAAUAUGAAGGAGAACCUGGGUACCAGCGCACCCUAUAUGCAAAAAAAAUAGUAAUUCAAAAAAAGUUUAAAAAAUUCCGAAUAUUUUUUGGUAUCAAACAUGAUCAAAUAUUGUAGUCAUACAAAAAGAUUGGUCAGAGAAUGACUUCCGUUGUAGCAAAAAAAAAACGCUAUAUAUAAGUACUAUACACGCUAUAUUAUCGUCAUAAACUUGUCUUUUUUGCCCUGAAGUUAAUAUAAAUCAUUUUUUGUCCAAACUGUUUAUAUGAGUACAAUACCUGAUCAUGUUUGAUUCCAAAAAAAGAUUUGGAAUUUUCUGAUUUUUUAAUUACUAUUUUUUUGGCACAUAUAGGGUGCGCGGGUACCCGAGAGCACCAAGUUCCCGUCCGUGCAAGUUGGUACUACUUUGUAGUUAGACUUUCCAUUCCAGCCACCUUAUAGUCUUAUUCUUUAUUGUCAUUGUCAUGCUGCAGUAAGACACAUAGAAUAAAAGGUUCAGUCAUCACGACUGAUAGUACAUUCAGUUGUUGAGGAUCUCGCAUGUUGUCCCAUUAAAAGGUUCAGUCAUCACGACUUUCUUCAAACGAUAUACCUGUAUAUGUUGUCUUAAAUGAACUACUAGGUUAGCUAUGAAUUGGCUUUCCAGUUGGUCAUGUACAUAUGGCUAGGCGGAUUAGCAUGUGAUUUCUGCUUUAGAUAGGAGCUGUUUUGUUGCCACAGAAGCUACACAGUGAAAUAUACAUUUUACUCA
Triticum urartu is the source of this 2517-nucleotide messenger RNA. The record is from RefSeq and is a predicted model, not a curated record. NCBI's taxonomy places the organism in Eukaryota, Viridiplantae, Streptophyta, Magnoliopsida, Poales, Poaceae.